CCUGCCUCUGGCUCGAGCGGGCAGCCGACGACCAUGGGCAACCAGAACUCGCGCUCGACGACCCCCUCGUCCAACCCGCAGUCGCCCUCAUCACAUGGCCACGCCCACGCCCACGCCCACCCGCACCCGCAGCAGCACGCGCACUUGCAUCCGCACCCGUACCCGCACAGCCAGCACCACUCGGCGCGACGGCGAGAGUCGAUCCAGGCACUCAGCGCCGCCAAAGCCCUUGCCGCCCCCUCGGUGAGCCUCGAGAACGCCGAGAGCUCGACCCGCCCGCACUCGCGUGGACGCGCGCAAACCAUAGGGACUAGCACCAAAGCUGUCGCCAGCCAGCUGCGCGCCGCCCAGGACCAAUUCCGCCCCCCGCCCCAGCACGACGCCAUGGGCAACGAGCAGAGCAGCCAGAAGGGCCAUCACCACAAGGACCGCGAGCGCGAGAGGGAGAGGGACAAGGCCGCCCGCGAUGCGGCGACGGCGGCGGCGGCGGCGACGACGACCAUGAUGACAACACCAACAAUCCACACCACCCCGCCUCAGUCGCAGCCUCUAGCAACGCCUCCAGCAGUCUCUCCUCCAGUGCAACAACACCAGCAGCACCCGCACCAGCAGCCAGAGCCCCCCGCCGACCCCUCGCCCCCGCCCCCGCCUGAGCCCACACUGCCCGUCGACGUGCCCGCCCUACCGCGAGAAGAGGCUGAAAUCCCAGCCUCGAUAGACCCCGCCGAUGCCUCCGACUACCUCAUUCCCUCGUCGCAGUUCAGCCGCCCCCCUCGCAUGCCGCUGCCCAUUGAAGAGGAGGUCCAUACCCCCGGCUCCCCCAUCAUCUCCCCAGAGGAAAUAUGGAGCCCCAUCCUCGACAACGACGCCGAGGGCAUGCUUCCCCGCCGCUCCUCGAUGCUGAGCACCACCACGGCCGACGACGAGGAUCUGGGCGACGAGUUCAAGGGCCCCAGCACCGGCCGCCCAACCGUCCCCACCCUGAUUGAGUGGGAAGGGCCUGGCGAGCGCGUCUAUGUCACGGGUACUUUUGCAGGCUGGAACCGCAAGUACAGGCUCCAUCGAAAUGGCCCCAGCAAGAAAAAGGAUGCCCUUUCUGCCUAUGUUUCGGUCACGCCAGGCACCCACCAUCUUACCUUUCUCGUCGAUAACGACAUGCGGACGAGCGAUAAGCUGCCGACCGCCGUAGACUACACCAACAUUCUUGUCAACUACAUUGAAGUGCCGUAUCCCGAGCCACAGCCCCUGGUAGACAGCCCGUCCAAGGAUACAAAGGACGCGCCCGACACGACGGUUCCCGUGCAGGAACGUGAGGCUCCCGCCGGCAUGUACCCGCCCCAGGUCCUCCCACCAGCGCCCGAAGUCCAGCCCAUCAAAGCCCCUCUGCCCGAGCCGCCGAAACCAGUCGUUCCCGAGCCCACCAAGAAGUACCAUCAAAACAUUCCCCGCUACCUGCUCGACCUCGAUGCCCCAGAAGAAUCGUCUCGGUUUGCACGCGCCAAUGCCAUGACCAACAACCUGCCCACACCACCCACGCUUCCGGGUUUCCUAGGCAAGAGCAUUCUAAACGGCACUACGCCCAUGAAGGAUGACAGCAGCGUUUUGAUCCAUCCCAAUCACACGGUGCUCAACCAUCUUGCAACAAGCAGCAUCAAAGAUAAUAUCUUGGCCACGAGUGCUACUACAAGAUACAAGCAAAAGUUCUUGACCACCAUCAUGUACAAGCCCAAGGAAGAGCAUACCGAGGCGCAUUGAUUGGUUUGGCCUUUUCUUGCUAUUGGCUUUGGCUUUUUUUUUCUUGAUCAUUUUUCUCUAUCGCCACCCUACAUUUUUCGAUAUUAUAGAAACGAGCGAUGAUGAUGUCUUGACGAAUCCUCUUUUCUCCUUGAAAUGAUAGCGAAUCAAUAUAGC
Exserohilum turcica Et28A is the source of this 1911-nucleotide messenger RNA. Its product is annotated as carbohydrate-binding module family 48 protein. Lineage: Eukaryota; Fungi; Ascomycota; Dothideomycetes; Pleosporales; Pleosporaceae. Gene Ontology annotation, cellular component: nucleotide-activated protein kinase complex; nucleus; cytoplasm. The record is from RefSeq and is a predicted model, not a curated record. Gene Ontology annotation, molecular function: protein kinase binding. The coding region runs from base 34 to 1755 and encodes 573 amino acids. The transcript has 3 exons. Gene Ontology annotation, biological process: signal transduction.